Molecule: messenger RNA, 2340 nt
Organism: Pneumocystis jirovecii RU7
Lineage: Eukaryota; Fungi; Ascomycota; Pneumocystomycetes; Pneumocystales; Pneumocystaceae
Exons: 14
Coding region: 1-2340 (779 amino acids)
Biological process (GO): ubiquitin-dependent protein catabolic process; protein ubiquitination
Cellular component (GO): Cul3-RING ubiquitin ligase complex
Molecular function (GO): ubiquitin protein ligase binding
Source: RefSeq, a predicted model, not a curated record
AUGAAUAAUCAAAAACUAAAAAUUAAAGCACCUAAAAAACUUGAAAAACAAGCAUUAGAAUAUGAAUGGAAUAUAUCAUGGAAUUUUCUUUCGCAAGCAAUUAAAGAAAUAUACAAAAAUAAUACAUCUAUGUUAUCAUUUGAAGAACUAUAUCGUAAUGUAUAUAACUCCGUUUUGCAUAAACAAGAAGAUAAACUAUAUAAUGGAAUAAAAUCAGUGAUACAAGAACAUUUAGAAAAUAUUUCAAAUUUUGACAUGCAACUAGCAUAUAAAAAAGUCGAAACACUAAAUCAAAUAAAUAUAACAAGUAUCGAAGCUAUAGAAAUAGGAACAUAUUACCUUCAGACUUUAAAAAAUAUUUGGGACGAAUAUAUUCUAUGCACAAACAUGAUAUCACAUAUAAUGAAAUAUAUGGAUAAAGUAUGUACAAAGCAAGCUAAUAAACUAAAAAUUUAUGACACAUGUAUUAUUCUUUUCCGUGAUUAUAUUAUAAAAUACGAAAAAAUCCCUUUCGGAAAAUAUGCUAUUAUGAUCAUAUUAAACCAAAUACGUUUUGAACGUCAAGGAAAUAAAAUAAACAAAUCGUCAAUUAAAUCAUGUCUGAAUAUAUUUAAUAGUCUUCCUGAUAAAACAAAUGAAAAUAAAACAGUUUUUGAAUCAGAUGUUGAAGUAUAUAUUCUUUUAGAAACUCGAAAAUUUUAUAUUAAAGAAAGUAAAAAACUUUUAGAAUUAUCAAAUGUUAGUCAAUAUCUUAUUCAGUGUGAAAAACGCUUAGAAGAAGAAUACAAUAGAACUAAAAAUUAUUUUCCAUUUCAAACUGGCCCAAAAAUAAAACGUAUUGUAGAAGAAGAAAUGAUUUUAAAUAACAUGAAUGCAAUAAUAAAAAUAGAAUCCUCAGGAUUAUUUUUUAUGUUAGAUAAUGAAAAAUUUGAAGAUCUAAAUCGUUUAUAUAGAUUAUUUAUCAGUGUAGAUUUAAAUUUAGUCGAACUAAGAAAAAGUAUUUUGACUAAAAUUAUUGAACUUGGUGAAACUAUAAAUUCUAAAAUUAAUAAUAUGCUUUUAUUACAAAAAGAAAAAAAUCAAAUAAAUAAAAAAAUUCCAACAAUUACAUAUGCACUUACAUGGGUCAACAAUAUUCUUCAACUUAAAGACAAAUAUAAUAAAAUUUUAAAAUUUGCAUUUCAAAAUGACAAAAAUAUUCAAAACACUAUCAACGAUGCAUUUUCUAGGAAUAUAAAUAAAAACCCCAAAUCUAUAGAAUUUAUAUCUAUAUUUAUUAAUGAAAAUUUAAAAAAAACACAUAAAAAAGGAAACGAUGCAAAUAUUAUUUUAGAUAAAGCAAUUAUUUUGUUCAAAUAUAUUAAAGACAAAGAUAUUUUUGAAGAAUAUUAUAAAAGUUAUCUUGCAAAACGUCUCUUAAGAUCAUAUUCAAUAUCAAAUGAUACAGAAAGAUAUAUGAUUACUAAAUUAAAAUAUGAAGCAGGAUAUAGAUUUACAACAAAAUUAGAAGGAAUGUUUAGAGAUAUUCAACUUUCAAAAAACAUGACAUUAGAUUAUAAAAAUAUGUUAAAAUUAGACUCUAAAAAAACUUCUUUCAAAUUAAAUGUUGCUAUUUUGACAUCAAUAUUUUGGCCUAUAACAACUGAAAGCAAUAAUUCAACUUGCAUUUAUCCACAACAGAUUGAAGAAGUAAAAAAAACAUUUGAGUCAUUUUAUCUUUCAAAACAUAAUGGAAGGCAAUUAUUAUGGCAAGGAAAUAUGGGAAAUUCGGACUUAAAAAUAUUACUUAAAUCAAAUAUUUACGAAAUAAAUGUAUCUACAUAUUCAAUGAUAAUCUUACUUUUAUUUAAUAAUAUUUCAGAAAAUGGUUUUUUAAGUUAUAAUGAUAUUCAAAUGGCAACGUUAAUACCGAAACAUGAAUUAACAAAAAAUUUAAAAUCUCUCAUUUCUGAGAAAUAUAAAAUUUUAUUAAAAUUUCCAAAUUCAGAAAACAUUGAAGUAUCAGAUAGGUUUUUAUUUAAUAAGAAUAUAUCAUUUUCUAAAAAAAAAAUGAAAAUUUUGACUAUAAAAAAUGAUAAAAUUCAAAAUAAAGAACACAAAAAUAUAACAGAAAAUAUUGAGGAAUCUAGGAAAUACCAAAUAGAAGCAGCUAUUAUCCGUAUUAUGAAAAAUCAUAAAACCUUAGAUCAUGCUAUUUUAGUUGAAGAAAUUACAAAAAAAUUAUCUCAACAUUUUGUUCCUAAUCCCUCAAUAAUUAAAAAAAGAAUAGAAUCUUUAAUAGAAAGAGAAUAUAUGCAAAGACAUGAUGAAAAUCGUACAACAUACAAUUACAUAGCAUAA